UGUUUAAUAGGUUUUUCCUUAAUUUCUCCUUAUUAUCCAAGAUAUUUGCUUAUCCAAGCUUCUGCCGGCCCGUUUAGCUUGGAUAAGUGAGACUCUACUGUAUUAUUAUUAUUAUCAUCUACACUGCCAUAUAAUCCAGUCAAAGUCCUAUGCUUAAACUACUACAUGGAAUUAUAGUGUUGUAAAUGUGCAGUGUGAAAAGGGCCACUGCUUUGUGCAACCAACUGACAAGAACCAGAAAAAUUAUUCUCCCGCACAAAUCCUAAUUCAGCACUAGAUAUAUCUGGAUGGAGACAUUGUGAGAUUGUGACUCCCAUCAGCCAUAACAGGUGUAGUCAGAAGUGAGUGAUGCCAUGAAUUGCAAUCCAGCAACCACUUGUGGAUCUUCUCCUUGUAGAUCCACAAUAGUUGUUUCCACAACAAUUUGUGGAAAGAACCUUUGUUUUCAGCCCAUUUUUUCCAAUUAUCACAGGGAUAGGAAGUGAGGGAAAAUCUUCUGAACAGGUUCAUAAACUGCAAAACAAGCACCACAGGGGCAUUAACCCUUCCUUUAGCUCUCCAAACCAUCAACCCAUAUAAAAAACAAACAUACAGAAUCUAUCCUGUUUGUAACUUGGGGAUGGCCUGUAUUGCUCUCCGCAUUCUGGUGCAAUACUCAAAUCAGCGGAGGCCUUUCCACAUUGGCAUAUUAUGUAGUUUCAGGAUGCAGUUUAACUGUAUUGAAUUGCAUUAUAUGGCAAUGAGGUAUUACCUAAUCCAGUUCAAUGCAGUUAAACUGCAUUCUGAAACUGCAUUACAUGGCAGUAUAUGAGAGUGAGUUGAUACCGUGAACUGAAGCAGUUCAUGGCUCUGAUUCUAGCUUUUAAUCUAAACUUCUGAGUUGAUUUCUAUGGCGUUGAACUCUUCCUUCUAAAUAAUUCCAGUACCUUUGACAGUUCAAACUAAAACCCAGACUGGAUUUAUCAUUCACUUCUUAGACUUUGGAGGCACCAACUGCUGGCUUUUACAGGAUUUGUGCAAACAAAUAACAAGAGGGAGAGGACUCCUGUCCCAAUGCAAAGCAGAACAUACACUAUUCUAACAGCAAUUAUUGCAUUUUAGGGGUGCAUUUACAGGAUCAGAAUGCUCAUUAAACUGGUCUCUUAUGUCUACUAGCCAUUUUAUUACUGAAUGUGAAGUCGCUCCAGUAGUCUGAGUAUGGGAAAGAGGGGGGUUUACAUUCAGUGCUCUUUCUGCAGCUUUUAAAAGCCUGCAUAAUUGCAUCCUUCAGAGUGAGAGCGUGCAAACCACACUCGCAGCAGGGAACACGUGGGCAGAAAUGCAGAGCCUUUGUGUGUGUCGCUGCUGCAUUCGGGAAGAGGCCUUUUUGCACAGCUGCAAACCAGCUGUGCUAAUCCGUUGCAAAGGAGGAUGUGGACUGGAAGAGACUGCAAAACAGAGGUAUUUUGACUUUUAUGAAGGCCCUUUAGAGUUCAACUCCUCAAAAUGCCUGGAACUGAGAAAGGGCAUCACUGAUGUGAAGGUGCUCUCAAUGGUGAAGCAGACGGAAUUGUUUGAAAGGUGGAAGAACCUUCAGAUGUGCAAAUGGGAGAUGAAUAUCACCCAAGCCAACAUCUUCAAAGCUACAUUGCUUAGGUGCUGUAAUGCCCCAGCCUUCCUGUUCACCACUCAGAAGAACACUCCCUUGGGGACAAAACUGAAAUACGAGGUGGAUACAAGCGGGAUCUUCCACGUCAACCAAGAAACAUUCAGAAUGUUUCCACAGGAGAUGCCAUACUCUCGUUCCCAGUUUAAAAAAUGUGCCGUGGUUGGAAAUGGAGGGAUUCUGAAGAACAGCCGAUGUGGACGGGAGAUUGACAGUGCGGAUUUUGUGUUCCGGUGUAAUUUGCCUCCCAUCUCAGAAAAAUACAUUGCUGACGUUGGAGUAAAGACUGACAUUGUGACAGUUAAUCCCAGCAUAAUUACCGAAAGGUUCCACAAACUAGAGAAGUGGAGGAAGCCCUUUUUUAAUGUCCUGCAAACAUAUGAAAAUGCCUCCGUGCUGCUUCCGGCCUUCUACAACACUCGCAACACAGAUGUCUCCAUCCGGGUCCGGUACGCCUUGGAUGACUUUGAAUCCCAGCAGUCUGUCUACUUUUUCCACCCGCAGUAUCUCAUCAACCUCUCGCGCUAUUGGCUGAAUCAAGGGGUGCGGGCCAAGCGCAUCAGCACCGGCCUGAUCCUUGUGACGGCAGCGUUGGAGCUGUGCGAAGAAGUGCACCUUUUUGGAUUCUGGGCUUUCCCCAUGAACCCCUCAGGGAUAUAUAUAACCCAUCAUUACUACGACAACGUCAAACCUCGCCCGGGAUUCCACGCCAUGCCUUCAGAAAUCUUCAACUUUCUCCAUAUGCACAGCAAAGGGAUUUUGAGGGUUCACACGGAUGCCUGCAAUUGCUGUUGAUGGGAGCAGCUGUAUGAUAGUUCUUGUGCUACAUAAACAAGAAGGAAGAGGACAGAAGAGGACCUCUGAGCCUUUGGAACCAAUCCAUGUGGUUGUUUUUGAGGCACAAACAAUCUCCACGAAGUGGUUUUUGUCUCCUUCCAAUGUUGUCAUCUUUCAAAUGUGCCCCCAUGGUAAAGUUUAAGUUACCAUGUUCCAGAGGGGGGGAAAUAGUCAUGACUGUGUGAAUUAGUCCAGGACAUUCAAUGCAGCAGAACUUUAAUAUAUUGAGAUUUAUGCAAUAGUGGUUGAAAAUGUACAGUUCUUCGGUGGCUUUUAGCCUUUCUUGAGAGCUGGUGUUUCCAGCACCUUCCCUUACUAGUCACUUGUGUAGGCAUUAGCAAGCCUUGUCCUGGUCCCCUCCAUAUACAUUGGAGUGCAGCUCCAUCAUCUUCAGCCAAGAAAGGCCGGGGAUGGGAGUUGUAGACUAACACAUCUCAAGGACAUUAGUUCAGGAAGAAAGUGCCAUAGGGUUUUUGCCAUUUGGGUGAAGCUCUUUUAGAGCAGGCCUGCACAACUUGUGGACCUCCAGGUGUUUGCAACUCCAGAAGCCCUAGACAGCAUUUCCAGUGGUCAGGAAUUCUGGGAUCUGAAGGCCAAAAAAGACCUCACAGGCUAUAAAUUGUGCAGGCCUGAUUGGGAGAAAUCCACAUACUGUCCUAGAACUCAUAGGGAAUCAACAAGCACAUUCAGCUAGAAGUUAUAGAGACACAGCACAUCAUUGUAGUGAGCCAUUAAUCUAGCUCCAUGAAGCACCAAACCUGAGUGUCCUCAGCAAAGGACAGGACCUAGGCUUGCUGUUCUUAGACUGUGGUAUUCAUGCCUGUAUGAUUUAUCAGGUGAUGCACCAAAUACUGUGAGGGACAUUGUUUUUGUAUAACAUGCCAUGAGGUCCAUUGACUUCCAUCCUAAUUUCCUACAUGCACCACUGUUAAUGAAGAAUAUAUAUUUUAAAACACUGCUCUUCUGUCUUGUGGUGCAGAACCCAAUUCUUAUCUUUUCCAUGGGCACAUCCAGACUGAUUGGAAAAAAUCCCAGAUUUUGCUCUCGUUCCCCUCUCCCUAUCUGAGUUAGUACCAUGUAUGGAUCUUAAAAAUAAAACCAGGAAGAACAGGAACAGAAUCUGGGACUUUGAGGUUUUAUGAAUCAGUCUGGAUUACCCUUAUGUUGUUUCUGCCCCACGUACCAAAUUUUCUGUCAUGGUCAAGAACAGUCGGCCCUCUGCAUUUGCGGGUUUGACUUACAUGGAUUUGACCAUUCAUGGAUUUAAUUAAGAUAGUUUCUCAAGAAAUCUGUUUUUCUGUGCAGUUCUAUGGUCAUGUUCAACUCCAAGUUGACCACAAAGUUGUGCUGAAGGAUCUAGAGAUUCCCAGAAAAACCCUUCUCUAGAUAUUUGUAACUCCUCCAAUGAAAUUUUGUCGUCAACUUCUGCUUGGUCAUAGUCUCUUGUUGAAGGAUCUAAAGAUUCCUAGAUAGGUUUUCUGUCAGUUUUUUUUAAAAAAAUAGUAUAUUUUUUGAUUUGCAGUUUUCCUCUUUCAAGGGGGUUCUGUGACCCUAAACCCAGUAAACGUGGAAGACUGGCUGUACUUUGUGAACUGACAUAUGCCUGUAAUUUCAAGGAAUCUAAAAGUACCUUGGCACCAACGUUUUCCUUUAUGUAGCAAAUAAGAUUAUUUUUUUAAUGGAAAAUUAAAGUUGUGAGUGUAGAUUGUGGGGAUGGGAACAUUUGUCCAUGCAAAAACCAUAUUCCUGCAUUAAUUUGCCACUGGCAGAAUCAUUCUUUUGGAUCACAUUUGCCAAAGUUCUACCAAAAGGCAUGGCAUGGCACAUGAAUUUCUUGUUCAUAAACAAUUCAGAUCUAGAGCUUGGGAAAGUGACUUUAGCAGACUAUUUUAUUUAUCAUGUCAGGAGCAAAUUGAGGGUACAGUUAUAAUGUAUUUAAAAACACAUUUUUUAAAAAAACUUGGCAUUAUACUAAAUGUCCUUUGACCAGUAGUUGGCCACUUGGAGUGCUUCUGGUGUUGCUAUAAGACGGUCCUCCCUUGUGCAUGUGGCAGGGCUCAGGCUGCAUUGUAAUAGAUGGUCUGUGGUUUGCUCUUCUCCACACUCGCAUGUCGUGGACUCCACUUUAUAGCCCCAUUUCUUAAGGUUGGCUCUGCAUCUUGUAGUGCCAGGGUGCAGUCUGUUUAGCACCUUCCAAAUUGCCCAGUUUUCUGUGUGCCCAGGAGAGAGUCUCUCAUUUGGUAUUAGCCAUGGCUUGAGGCUCCAAGUUUUAGCCUGCCACUUUUGGACUCUCACUUGCUGAGGUGUACCUGCGAAUAUCUCUGUAGAUCUUAGAAAAGUAUUUUGCAGACUAUAACUAACAAAAUCCCUUCUUGGGUGCAGGAUUUUCUAAGCUCUGUCCAAAUCCAUCAAUAGUCUGGAUUCGUUAGAAAUGUGGAAACGCUCCUUGGUGGAAGAGCGAAGGCAGAAUUUUGUAGAAGUUUUCCCAAGUUUUGACUCAUGCAAAGAACUCUGUAGUUGCCAUGCUCACUUCAUUGUGGUUUUUCUCAGAAGAAUCUUCUGAGGCCAUGAAUUUGCUCUGGGCUUUAGUAGUAGCUGUCAAAGAACUGGAUCCCAUCCCCUGGAAUAUUGGGUGGAAGAGUAGAAAUUUAGCACAAAGAUAUAUAAUAAACCGCAACUCCUAAUGAGAGACAGUUCACCCUGUGUCAAGAACAACAGACUCCAAUUACAACAGUGACCUCCAACCCAGCACAUUAUUUUCCUGGUAGGGGUCAUGUGACACAUUCUUAUCAGAAAUUUUGGAAGCACAGCCAUCUCCAUCUGAUUCUCUUCUCUAUUGGGAAUCAAGCUUACCCUGAUAAAGUUUCGCCUCUUCCCUAUGCACAAGCAUAGCCAAGUUUUCCUUGGCUUUGUCACUGGUGACUUCCAUUCCAGUGGUCAAUGAAUUCAUUCUGGGUUUAACUCCACAGAUUCAAGAAAUGAUCCAAGUUGUUGGACCUAUUUUUGGCAGUUAGGCUUCAGAACCUUGGACAGUUCUUUUAAAGUUUGAACUUCACCCAAGCUGGAGCUACACUGCUGUAUAAUGCAGGUUAACUCCAUUGAACUGGAUUAUAUGGCAGUAUAGAUCUAGCCCCAGAGAAGAUUCAUUGAUCAACUGACAGAAGGCACUAUUUAUGACUAACUCACCCAACAGACUAUGCAAAACCCUUAGCUAUCUGCCUCCUAUUUUGUUUUACUAUUGUGCUCCAUUGCUUUCCUGAUCCGUUCCCCUGAGGACACCUGAGGGAGGAAGAAGGGAGUUAUGUCAGUUUCAGCAUGCAGAGAGAUUGUGUAUCUUUCAUCUUGGCUGAGAAGAGAAAAUUGUAGCUGGUGCAACUUUUUUUUUUAAAAAAAAUACUGAUCCUGAGAUCUAAAAAACAAUUAACCCAAAUCCUCACCCCUCAGGAACCACUAAAGCAACAUUUAAGGAAUGGUGUCUGAUCAUAGGCAGAAAUACAUUCCACAGACUUGAAACUCAUUCUGGAAUUAUAGUGUUAAUUUAGCCUAUUCCAAAUUGGGAUCUUACAACGAAGAGAAUCUUAUCAUGGAUAUCUCCCUCUGUGCAACUCUUCCCAUGCUCUGAGUUCUGAUAGCGAAGUAAUUGCAAUGCUUUGGGUUUGGAUAGAGAGGAAACACGUAUUUCCAUCAAGGUGGGCAUAGUCCCCUGAAACCUCUGCCAGGCCAUCAAAAACUUCCAAGAUCUAAAGAUAUUAAAAUGGAAUGAUUUUCAGGCAUUUUUGCCCCCCAGUCAUGCAAGAAUUGGAAUGCAAUUCAUGGGAACCUACAACACAAUGCAUGGAAAACAUACAAAAAUGAUUUUUAAAAUCCUCUACUCUAUCAAUGGAAUCUGUUUCUCCAUUGAGGUAUCAUCUACCUGAUCUGCUGGGGUGAGUCUGGCUCCAAGGAUGCUGCAAAUUUUGACAGGACAGGUCUCAGAACCAAGGAACGAUGGUGUAGGAGAAGCUGUUACUUUCCUAACUUCUGGGAGAAUUGGAUAAUAGUCACUCUGGCAUUAAGGAUGUCCAGGUUCAACCACCCCAUCAGAGAAGGAGUUCAUUGUGUUGACUUUGAAUUAGUUGCUUUUAGCCUGACCAACCUCAUGCGGUUGUGGGGAUAAAAUGGAAGGACUUACAAGUGGCUUAAAAUUAAGACAGAUAUAUAGUAAUGAACAGAGAGUAUAAUGAUGGAGAGCCAAAAUGAUGCAGUAGUUUGACUCCUGGACUCAGUCUCUAAGAAACAAGGAUUGGAAUCCCAUCUUGGCCAUGGAAACCCAUUGGGUGACCUUAGGCAAGUCUCACUUUCUCAGCCUCAGAGGAAGACAAUGGCAAACCCCUUCUAAACAAAUCUUGCUCCCCAAACUCUUGUUGUUUUAGGUUGGAAGCAACUUGAAAGGCAUGCAAUGAUGGUGUUGAUGGUGAUGAUGAAUGUUUCUAGUUUGGAUAUGGUAGUCAGAGGAGGCACUCAGAAAAGUUUAGUUUUGACAACUCCUAGAAUGCCAAAACUAGCAUGGAUACAGGCCAUGUUGGUUAGGGAAUUCUGUGAGCUUUACCACAAAAAGGUAACUUCUCCAAGCUCCAGACCUCCUCCAUGUACAAGCUGCUUUGAAGCCUUCAAAAUCCCUUUGAGCCACCAAAUGCUCAUAGUCAUUGAUCUCUUAGGGCUGAUUAAUUGAUCCAUCUCCUUUGACUCUAUUCCUAGUCAAAUUCUUGACUGGCAAGAAUUUAGUAUUCACUUUAAAGAUAAAAGAGAAGCUUCUUACUCAUUGUAGAAUUAUUUUAUUAUUCAAAUGCCCUCUGAUGACUCAAUGAAAUCUCAAUCUUUCAAAAACAAGAAUGGGCAGAACAUUGCAUAAUGCAUAGUACUUUGGAAAACAUGAUGAUGACCCUAAGGUGGACGUAUCAUGGUAAUUUCCUGGCAAUAUUUCUUCAUAUGGAUUUUUUGAGUCCGAGAGAGUUCAACUUGUCCAAAACCACCUAGUGGGUUUCCAUUGGCUGAGCAGGGAUUCAUACUCUGGAAUUCAGGGUCCACCAAAAACCAUGACACUACACUGGCUCCAGAAGAGGACAAAACGACUUUAGAUUUCUCAUUACGCCUUAUUUAUUACAUAUGAUUAUUAGUCAGGGAUGAGGUCCCUUUGUCUUAAAAGUAUCAUUCAUUAUAUAUUUCCUUGUAUUCAUUACAGGCCUUCCUAAAGAAAAAGUAAAGGAGGAAAGAAUACCCCACAGCGUUGAUUAGACCAGUUCCUUCCUAUUUUGAGGGUUGUCUUAACCUUCUGCUAUUAACAUAACUUAAAGUGCAGAAGACCCUUCACAUUUGCAGAAUUAAUUUUUGCAUAUUCUUUUGUUUGUGAAUGUGGGUAAACUGUUCUAUUUAGGAAUCUGUAGGUCCUCCAGCAUGACUUGAUGGUCAAUUUCUGCUGAAAGCCAAUCAUAGGCUCAUGUUGGAAGAGAUUCCUUCUCUAGGAAUUUCUAGGUCUUCCUGUAUAAUUCUGCGAUCAACUUCCUCUGGACCACACAGGAUGACCUAGAGAUCCCUAGAGAAAUGUUAUCUCAAGUAAAAACAAAUAACAAUUUUAUUAUUUGUGAUUUUUCACUCUUGUGGGGGUUCUGUGCACCUAAACCCAGUAACCAUGGGGGGCGGACUAUAUACAUUUAUUUAAUAUAUAUUGUUGAAAAGGAAUCAUAUUCUUGGUCCCGCUUAGAUACAAGAAAGAGCACUUUAUUGGUUUCUUGAUGAUCUCAUUGACUAACCAUUUGCUAAAAUAGUUGACCUUAUAGUUUUAUUACUUUGAUGUAUAUUUUCUUAACUUUACUGUAAGAGGAGAAAGAAAGCCUAUAAGUUGAUGUAAGCCAUAACUUUAAAAACAGCAAUCAGGGUAUUUUCAUCCUUCACUGUGUCAUUGUAUUUGGAGGAUAAUUUAAUGUGUUAACAAAUAAACCAGUUCUAUCAGUUCCAUUUGGGAGAAAAGGAA
Anolis carolinensis (green anole) is the source of this 8492-nucleotide messenger RNA. It is a transcript of the gene st8sia5, whose product is annotated as ST8 alpha-N-acetyl-neuraminide alpha-2,8-sialyltransferase 5. The coding region runs from base 1319 to 2440 and encodes 373 amino acids. The record is from RefSeq and is a predicted model, not a curated record. NCBI's taxonomy places the organism in Eukaryota, Metazoa, Chordata, Lepidosauria, Squamata, Anolidae. Gene Ontology annotation, molecular function: alpha-N-acetylneuraminate alpha-2,8-sialyltransferase activity. The transcript has 7 exons. Gene Ontology annotation, biological process: N-glycan processing; oligosaccharide metabolic process.